CUUUGCAAGGUGGCACCUGGCUCCAGGGAGGGCGCUGAGCCUCACAGCUCCCUCUGCGCGGCUGGGGGGGUGAUCCUGGGGGGUGAGUGACCGUCACCCAGGGGAGCCGCCCUCACAUCGCUCCAAGUUUCCUAAACACUAGGCACCGUUUUCCUCCAAGCCUAAACACCCCUGUCUCAAGUUGGAGCCUCCAAAUAAUCCAGCAAUUUAAUCCAAGAGGUGCUGCUGCAGAGGCCUGAUCCUCACCGUACCCCAUAUCCAUCGUGCUCCAACCCCUCUGGAAUUAUAAACACUCCACAAUAGAGCCUGGACUGGAUUAUAAUUAGACAAUGAGCCAAGAGGAUGGAAACAAUGAACUAUAAAAGCCUGGCCAUUGCCCCCAGCCAGGACCUGCACACCAGGAAGCACUGGAAUGAGCGAGCCACCAGGAGCUGUGACAGCAAAGCUGAGGAUUUCCUCCAAAUCGGAUCCAGAGCAUCCCUUAGCACCUCAUGCUCCCAUCGCCAGGCUUUACACAGCCCUGGUCACGGGAGACCUGAGGGGCCUCCAGGUCCUGACUGAGCGAUACCACCAGGAUGUCAACCUGGUCUUUGAGAUCAGUAAAAACGAGCUGGAGUGGCAGGUGAAAGGCCAAGCCUCUUACGGACUCUCAGGGCUGUGGGCGCUGGAGGAGAAGCGGGAGCUCAGCACCCCUCUGUGCCUCGCCGCCCGCCACGGCCACCCCGACUGCCUGCGCCACCUCCUGCGCCGUGGGGCCGACCCCAACCUGGCCCCAGGGGGACAGGGACCCCUGCACGAGGCCUGCCAGGGGGGACACGGCCACUGCCUGGAGCUGCUGCUGGAGUACAGGGCCGACCCCAACCUGCGGAGCGACCGGGGCGCGGCCCCGCUGCACCUCUGCACCUCCCCGGGCUCCCUGCGGUGUGCCAGGCUCCUGCUGCGGCACGGGGCCGCCGUGGGGCUGCCCAGCGAGGCGGGAGGGGACACGGCGCUGCACGUGGCCGCCAGGCAUCGUCUCUGCGACCACGCCCGCCUCUACCUGCGGCGCAGGGCGCGCGUCGACGCCCGCAACGCGCGCGGGGAGACGGCCCUGGGCGUCCUCUGCGGGCAGCCCCCGGGCCCGGGAGACCAUUCCCUGCAGCUUUUCCAGCUGCUGGCUGCCCACGGCGCCGACGUGGAGGCCCGGGACGAGGACUGGAGGACCCCCUUGCACCGGGCGUGCGGGGCGGCCAACGCCGAGCUGGCGCGGCUGCUGCUGCGGCGCGGGGCCGACGCCAACGCCAUCGACUACGACGGCGUGUCCCCUUUGGGCUGGGCCCUGCGGGGAGCCGCCUGCCGCCGGGACCUGCGUCCCCACGUCACCGUCCAGCUGCUGCUCAACCACGGCUCCCAGAGGAUAUGGCCCCCCGCCUUCGUCAAGGUGCUGAAAUCCUGCGCCGCCGUGCCGGAGGUGAUCGAAGUCCUCUUCAAUUCCUACUCCCAAAUCCCGGUGUCCCAGGAGUGGGCCGAGGCCGUGCCAGAGGAGGUGUUCCAGCAGCACCAGCCUUUCUACGAGUCCCUGUUGGUGCUGGCGGGCUCUGCCCGCUGCCUGCAGCACCUGUGCCGCUCCGCCAUCCGGGCACACUUCGGGAGCAGGUGCCACUCCCUCAUCCCUUUGCUGCCCGUGCCCAAGGCUCUCCGUGAUUUCCUGCUGCUGGAGCCCGAAGGAGUGGUGCUGUGAGGGAGCAGAUCCAGGUCCGAACCCAGCCCUUCCACGGGGAACAGGAGCAUGCAUCCCUUCCCGCCGGGGAAAAGCCAAACAGCUUUCCGUGAUGGAUCGCUGUUUUCCAGGGGUUUACAGCAGGACUGAAAAGUGCUUUGGGCUGGGAAUUUGUACAGAUUUUCUUCUAUUUUGGGGUUUGGGUUUUUUUCUCCUUCUAAUUGUGCUUUAAAUAGAUU
Molecule: messenger RNA, 1938 nt
Organism: Hirundo rustica (Barn swallow)
Lineage: Eukaryota; Metazoa; Chordata; Aves; Passeriformes; Hirundinidae
Gene: ASB18
Product: ankyrin repeat and SOCS box containing 18
Exons: 6
Coding region: 413-1720 (435 amino acids)
Biological process (GO): intracellular signal transduction
Cellular component (GO): cytoplasm; nucleus
Molecular function (GO): protein binding
Source: RefSeq, a predicted model, not a curated record